AUGACGCCUUCUGUCGAUCGGGCUUCGGCCAGCAGCAAUCCGGAGCAUUUCCCAGAUGCCCAUUUGAAGAUUGAGGGUAGGAAUGGCUUCAAAGUUCCUCCACUCGACGGCUCCCUCAACUUCAUAGAGAUCAUGCAAUGGCAUGCGCAGAACAAUGCCGACUUCGUAUGGGCCAAGUACCGCAAGGAGGGAACGAAUGAGGUUGUCCAGUACAACUACAGUCAGAUGUCUGCCAUGGUACAGAGGAUCACCCGCUACCUUGUCAAGCACUUCGACAGCAUUGACCUUGAUGCCGGUCGCUACCUACCUAUCGGCAAAGGUGUGCACGACAGGGACAGCCGCCCUGUUGUGGCGAUGGUAGCCAACAUGGACACGCUCUACGCCGUAGCCGUUCUCAGAGGGUCGAGAGGCACCACUGUCGACCUCGAUACUGCCUUGGACGCAGCACUUGCGGACCUUGGCGAUUCUUCGGCACCCAGAGUCAUCGAAUGGCCAGAGUCGUCAUUGUUGUUUAACCCUUCCCAAGAGCAGCUUGACAACUACGGCAAGCCCAUCCACACUCUACCUGCAGUCCAGUCGAGGGAAGAAACCCUCUUCAUCCUGCAUAGCUCCGGCUCAACGGGCUUUCCCAAAGCCAUUCCUUCUUCGCACAAGAACUCUGUAGGAUCCUUGUGCCUUCUUUGGCAUGGCGACGUCAACGUCUCUGGGCGAGACCAGUUCGUAGGCCAUCUACCAGCGUGGCACGCUUUCGCUUUCUUCAUCGGAACAGUGUGCAGCGCAGGUAUGGGCACGACCAAUGUCCUGCGAGAGCCCACGGACCCUCCGAAGCCAGUCUCCCCGCAGGAGCUUCUCGCCGAGCUAGCGUUCUGGAAGCCUUCACUAUUCCCAGCUGUUCCGGUCAUGUUUCAUGGCUGGGCGCCCAUCCCGGCGGCUGUCAAGAUACUAGCCAACAUCGAAUACUGUAUCAAUGGCGGAGGGCCCAUCGACCCAGAUGUCGCGCAUGCUCUGAAGCGUCAGGGCGUCAAGAUCAAGAAUGCCAUGGCCGCUACUGAGACGAUGUUGUCUGUCAUGAUCAAUAAUGACGAGGAUCCCUUGCGCAUGGAACUGCCAGAUCGUUUUCUACCCGUCUACCUUCGCCCUCAAGGUGACCGGGAAGGACAAGGCGAGGCUGCCAAGGCGGGUGAGGGCGACGUAUUUGAGAUCUUGAUCGGUGAGAACGACUGGUACGCCCCGAAUGUCCUCAAUGAGACGAUAGACGGGAAGCGCUACUACGCAACCAAGGAUCUGAUUCGCCUCGUCCCCAAGGAGAAACCGACCGAUCGCACGUACUUCCACGUCGUCGGUCGACUUGACGACCAGAUCAUGCACGCGACUGGUGAGAAGACGAAUCCGGGCCCCCUGUUGCAUCAUAUCCAGGCUUCCCCCUUCGUGCGUUCGGCCCUGUACUUCGGACGACAGCGCAACCACGUCGGUGCUCUGAUUGAGCCAGCUCCUGGACACGAGAUUGAUCCCACCGAUCUCGAAGCUCUGGCGGCGUAUCGCAACGCCAUCUGGCCUGCGGUGGAGAAGGCGAACAGCUUCGCGCCCUCGCACUCGCUGCUCUUCAAGGAGAUGAUCAUUGUGGCGGACAAGGCCCGUCCCCUGCCCCGCACCGCAAAGGGCAGCGUCCGCUCAGGCAUAGCUCUUGAUCUCUACAAGAAGGAGAUUGAUCAGGCUUACGAAGAUUUUGAGACCAUCGGUCGCACGUCGGUCGCUACGCCCGAGGUUUGGGACGAGCAAACGGUUGAGAUGUUCGUACGCUCCGUCAUCGGCGAUGCACUCGGCCGCAACGUCGACAAGGGGCUUGGCAGCGACGCAGACAUCUUUUCAUUUGGCGUGAAUUCGCUCAAUGCCACCAAAAUCCGAAAUGUCUUCGCUGGCGCCGUGCGCGAUGCUACGCCCAGGCUCGAGCCGGCAUUCGUAUACGCCAAUCCAACCAUCCAGGCCUUGACGACCGCGCUGCUCGCGGCGAAGAAAGGAGAGUACACGCCUAGUGGCGCAGCGGCCGAUGCUGACCUGGGCAAGCAGCAUCUGGAGGCGAUGCAGGCUAUGCUGGAAAAGUACGGCAAGAACUGGCCGCAGCGUCGUGCAAGCAAGAGCAAUGGCGCAGCGAAGGGGCAUAGCAACGGCAGCCACGCUGCUGCCGGGCAGGUCGCCCUCGUCACUGGCACCACGGGCGGACUCGGCGCUCACCUACUCGACCAGCUCGUAGCCGAUGCGCACGUCUCGCGCAUCUUCGCUGUCAACCGAUCGAACAGCAGCAGCUCCUUGCUGCAGCGACAGCGCGAUGCUCUCAUCGGCCGUGGCCUCUCGCCUGAUAUCGCUUCGAACGGCAAGGUGACUCUGCUCGAGGCCGACCUUACGCAGCCUCUGCUUGGCCUCCCUCAAGAGACGUACGCUUCACUGCGCGACACCACGACCUUUAUCAUCCACAACGCCUGGCAGCUUAACUUCAAUCUCUCCCUUUCGUCAUUCGAGCCCCACGUCAAGGGAACGCGCGCCCUCGUCGACUUAGCGCUCGCCUCUCCUCAUGCGCAGCCGCCAGCAAUCCUCUUCACUUCGUCCAUCGCAGCCAUCGCUUCACCUCCCGCAGACAUGAAGGGCCCGACUCCCGAGACGGAAUUCCCGCUCGAGUGCAGCGUGGGGCCUACAGGCUACGGAGAGAGCAAGGCCGUGACCGAGCAUCUUCUGGCAAGUGCGGGAAGGGAGGCUGGUCUGCCCGUGGCGAACGUGAGGGUUGGCCAGAUGAGUGGGAGCAGGACGAAUGGCGCUUGGGCCACGAGCGACUGGCUUCCUAUGAUUGUGCGAAGCGCCUCGGAGCUCAAGUGCUUGCCCUUGAUGUCUGCUUCUGAGAAGGAGGAGAGUCAAGGAUCCGUAUCCUGGAUCCCAACAGACGUAGCCGCCGAGGCCCUGCUGGAGAUGCGCUAUCAAUUCGUCCAACAUCCUGGCGCGAACGGCAAUGGCCACAGCAAUGGCGUGACCAAUGCCGGCACACCCAAAGUCAGCACAAUGCACAUCGUCAACCCGCGCCUCUCACGCUGGGACGACAUCUUCGGCGUCUUCGCUCGGGAGCUGCAUGUCGAGCUCCUCCCCUUCACGGAGUGGUUAAAGCGUCUCGUGGAGUACGGUAAAGCAGCUGGUGUUUCAGGCGCAGAGAACCUGCCCACCUUGAAGUUGCUGGACUUCUAUCUGGGCGCUGCAAAGUCAAUGGGUAUCGCUGCCCAGGCGAUGAGGGGGGGCGACGGGGACGGAAACGAUGAUGAUGCGUACGAAGCCAUGGGUCUACGUCGCCUCAGCACGAGUAGGGCGUGCGCGGCCAGCUCUACGCUAGCGGAAAGUAAGCCGCUCAAUGUUGAGAAGGAGGUCAAGGCAUGGUUGCGAUACUGGAAGGGCGAAGGGUUCCUGCCGGAGACUGCCUAG
Jaminaea rosea is the source of this 3459-nucleotide messenger RNA. Its product is annotated as acetyl-CoA synthetase-like protein. The record is from RefSeq and is a predicted model, not a curated record. The coding region runs from base 1 to 3459 and encodes 1152 amino acids. Gene Ontology annotation, molecular function: phosphopantetheine binding. The transcript is spliced from 3 exons. NCBI's taxonomy places the organism in Eukaryota, Fungi, Basidiomycota, Exobasidiomycetes, Microstromatales.